This is a messenger RNA of Chelmon rostratus (copperband butterflyfish), 2261 nucleotides long. It is a transcript of the gene ntan1, whose product is annotated as N-terminal asparagine amidase. The record is from RefSeq and is a predicted model, not a curated record. Gene Ontology annotation, biological process: ubiquitin-dependent protein catabolic process. Gene Ontology annotation, cellular component: nucleus. Gene Ontology annotation, molecular function: protein-N-terminal asparagine amidohydrolase activity. Bases 152 to 1069 code for a protein of 305 amino acids. Lineage: Eukaryota; Metazoa; Chordata; Actinopteri; Chaetodontiformes; Chaetodontidae. The transcript is spliced from 10 exons.
GACAGCCUUCCAGGAAGUUCAAGCCAGUUGACCGACAGGUUUUGCCGUUACUGCGAUAUGUGUAUAUUUAGAUAACAGGAAUAUGAAGUUACUGGUCUUUUUGCAAUAAUAUGGUAACCGCUUCAUGUUUUAGUGGUCCUCGCUUCAGGAAAUGCCUUUGCUUAUUCAAAAUAGAGGACUUGGGCGCAUAAACUCGACAGCGGAACUGUUCGACAAAUAUCCACAUUUAAAGGAAAAUGGAAGAACAUUUCGCUCCAAGCCGCUUGUUGAUGUCGACCCAAAGUGCCUCUUGUAUGUCCAUCAAAGGGAAUUUGCUGCAACCACACCAGCAGACAACAGUGUGUCAGUAAUUGGAUCUGAUGAUGCCACCACCUGCCAUUUGGUUGUGCUGCGACACACCGGAAGUGGAGCUGUUUGCCUUGCUCACUGUGAUGGUUCCAGCACCUGGUCUGAAGUCCCGCUCCUUGUGAAAGCUGUCACAUCACUGAGUAACGGCAGCAAGGAGGGCAGACUUGAGCUCCAUCUUGUCGGGGGAUUUAACGAUGAGUCGAAAACAUCCCAUAAGCUCAGCCUUAACAUACUGGCAGCGUUCCAGAAACAGAAAGAGGAUAUUCAUCUGGAAACAUGUUGCAUCACAGAAAUCAAUGACAUUGUCAUUGAUGGAACUCAUAGGCCUGUUGUAUAUGGAAUAGGUGUAAACGUUAAAACAGGGGAUGUGUUCCCUUCAUCAUUCACUCAUAAAGGACCUGCAGAGGAGCUGCGAUCUGCAAGGACCUUCACUGGGGGACAGAUGGCUGACAUAUAUGACUCAAGUCGAGGAAUGGUUAAAAUUGGCCCAUGCAAGUGGUCUCCUAAUCUGGAUAUUGCCUUCUGGUUGUCACAAAAUGAUGACACAAUUUUAAAGUACCUGUCCACCUCUCCAAUGGCUGAGCCGCCACACUUCGUCCAGCACAUGAAGUCCACCAUCCGGUUCCUUUUAGAACACCCAAACUCUGAUAGCCUGUUCCCCGGGAGUCAGCCACAGCUCUACCACAGGGCUCAAACAGGGGACUGGGAGAGGGCUGUCUAGUCCUGCUGUAUCUCUCACUCAACCUUAACAUGGAACCUGACUGUUUUUGCCUCUCAGCUCAAUGGAUACACUGUGACCAAUCCACCCACUGUCUGUUUUUUGUUUGUGUCUUAGCCUUGAGGUAACCCCCAACUGAACCAUGUGUGUUGAAUGGCUCUCCUGACUCGUCUGGCUGGUCCAGUAGAGAGAGCAGAGGAAGUACAAGUGAUUCUGUUAAUAACUAACAGUUAACUUCUCCUAUUUUAUGAGGUGGUGUAAAGUCUGCAAGUUACACCAUCGGCUUUGUUGCCAGUCGAGGUUAAUGUCAUACCAAGCUUGAUUGUUCUGAUUCUCGAAGGAAAUAUAACCUUGCUGUCUCAUGUCCAAUCAAAAGACCAGUCUUAUCAUUUUGUAUGUUUUUUUUGCCCAACACUUGUAACAAACUGUUGUUUUCUAUUCAUUUCCUACCAUGCAUGCAUUCAUUGUUCAGUUGAUACUAGUAAAGCCAAUCAACCUACAUAAUUCAAAAUGUAUUUAGUUGCCUUUUAAAUUUUUGUCAGUUAAUGUUGUCAGCUACUUUGUCACCAGGAAAUCAAACCUUGCCUAUCUCAAGCAAGUUCUGAAAACCAAUACAUUUCUGGGAGGUAUGACAUCAAUCUAAAAACUUUGGUAUGCUUAGGAAAUAUGUGUACGAUAUGAAGUAAAUUGACUAAAAAUUGUGCAUGGUCCUUAAAUGUAGAGCCUGACCUACUGUUAAGGAAGUGAAACUUGCUGCAACAACAACGAAGAAUAUAUUUAUUUUGGCACUUUGUCUUAAACAGGGAAUUACUAAUUGCCAAUGCUCUGUAUUGUUGUAGAGUUGAGCAAAGUUUAUUUUUCUCUACAAAUGCACCUUCUUAAUGAGAGUGGAAUAUGAUAUUUCAUCACAUACUCUAAAUCCUGCGGUACACUUGGCUAUGAAUGUGUCUGUUUUCAGAAACUGCAUGUGUAAAUGUGUAUAGUAGUCUUCUGCAAGGGAUGAUAUAGAUUCUUGUCAAAUGCAACCAACCAUGAUUUUAGUUUUUAACAACUUAAAAAUGAAAUCAACAACAUAUACUGUAUAAGGCCUUUUCUUCAGUUGUGUUAUUCAGAGGGUUGCAAGGUGCUUAAAGCAUUUGGUGCAACUUGUUAGCAUAACAUAUUUUACCUAUUACUAAAUAAAUGUAAAUGGUUA